AUGGCAUCGACUGACACUUAUGUUGCCUCGUCGCCAGGGAGGAAGAACAAGCCUAUUCCUGACGGUCUCCUCGUGCGCAUUCAAGGUCCAUCAAGGAAGAAGAUAACAGUCUUGACUUUCGAAUACAAGUCGCCCAACGCUAUGCCUGAGGAUAUGUUUGUUGAUUUUCAAGAUAUCGGUAUUCGUUCUUCCGGCAGCAAUUAUGCACCUGCUCUCCGAUUCUGGUGGCCUACUGCUGCUAGCACGAACGACAAGGCCACAAAGAUCCUCACUCAGGUUUGGUGCCAACUCGUGAAACACAACGUCCAUUAUGUUAUACUCUCUUCCUAUCAAGCGACUAUAUUCUUCUACCGUGACCCUGAUUUUCCUGGAAGACUUCAUUUCUCACCUACAUACAAGGUGAAAUCGCCCCAAUCACUCAUCCUGAGUUUCGCAUGGAUGGCUUCUGCACUCGGCUUGCUCUCAGAUGCUAACGUUGGACUGAUUGCUGUUGAUGAUACAUUCACUAAUGAACUCGAAAGGCCCUACCUCCAUGCCUCAGGAAUCGAUGCCAGAGCUUUCGAGAAGAGCCUUAAGAGACUCGAUGAUCCUAUGACGGAAGAAAGCGGAACUGAGUCUGAACACAUCAGCAGUAGCUCGGAUGCUGAAGAUGAAUCACACGAAGACGAUGUCCAGGUGGUUAUAGGACUCAGGAACUUAUUUAUCGGACAAGGGCCUCACAAGACGGCCGGCGAGACUUCGAAUGAAGAAAUACUGAAGACACCUCGUCGUCCUGUUGCACUCGAAGAAGCGGAGUGUGACACACCCACUGCUGGACUGGCCGCAAAAAAACUCACUCAGUCGAAGACAAGGAAACAGACAACUAGAACAACAAAGCCGCAUACUAUGAAGACGCGCGGCCAACGUAGCCGUAGCACAUCUGGAUCUUGGAGUCAAGGGGAAGAGGGGGCAUAG
This is a messenger RNA of Sparassis crispa, 954 nucleotides long. RefSeq lists its product as hypothetical. The transcript is spliced from 3 exons. The record is from RefSeq and is a predicted model, not a curated record. NCBI's taxonomy places the organism in Eukaryota, Fungi, Basidiomycota, Agaricomycetes, Polyporales, Sparassidaceae. The coding region runs from base 1 to 954 and encodes 317 amino acids.